UUAAAUCUGAUAAAUUUCCCCCACCACACACCAGAAUCUAAAUCUAUCAUUUAAAAAAACUUUUAUUAAAUACAACAUUUUCAUCUACUUGGUAUGUCUUUUUUGCUUCCCGAACUUGUUGACAAGAGCAACACCUACUACAAAACACUUAACUGUGAUCGGUCAUCCAAUGAAGAGCAGAUAUUAACAGAAUACAAACAACUGGCCAAGAUAUACCACCCAGACUGUGAAACUGGCAGUAAAGAGAAGUUUCAGGACAUAGAAGAAGCCAAACGGAUUUUGAUUUGUCCCUCUCUGAAGAAAAGUUAUGAUAGUUGGCUUGACAGCGGAUUAUCCGUAUCUUUCGAGACAUGGAAAGAAAAGUCCACUACUAAUAUGCAUUGGGCCAAAUCAGAAAGUAAUACAUACAGGUUGAUGAAUCAUUCACAAGGUGAAAACAGUUCUAAAUCAGCAGACCUUAGAUGGGAAAGUCACUCAGAUGAAUCCAUCAAAUUAUUUCGUAAAGGCAAACUUUGAUAUUUUUCUUACUGCUAGCUUACAUUUGCUUUUAAUUAAACUAUUUUUGAUGUAUGAAACAACAUUAAUUUGGUGUUUUGAGUUGUCACAAA
Messenger RNA from Bolinopsis microptera, 608 nucleotides. Its product is annotated as J domain-containing protein-like. The coding region runs from base 94 to 516 and encodes 140 amino acids. NCBI's taxonomy places the organism in Eukaryota, Metazoa, Ctenophora, Tentaculata, Lobata, Bolinopsidae. Gene Ontology annotation, cellular component: cytoplasm. The transcript has 3 exons. The record is from RefSeq and is a predicted model, not a curated record.